AUGCCUCCGAAAAUGGCACGCCAAUCACAAGUCCCACCUCAGACCCUUUCGCCCACCAACUUGGGCGCUUACGGCACGCCUUCGCCGAGCCUGCCGGCGGGCUCUUCCGCCGGCGCCGCAGCCAAGCCACCCGUCAACAUAGCUGACCUGUGGGCGCAGCUAGCAGCGGCGUCGCCAACCGGCGGAGGCCGCGAUCGCUCCUCGCCGGCCGGGGACGUCCUGCGCGCAAACCACACCAACGCUGAGUUUAACGUGCUCCUGGCCGAGGGCCGAAAGUACAGGGACGACUUCCAGGCGCAGCACGGCGCCAAGCCCGCCAGCACGUUCUUGUACAACGUGACGGCAGAAAUACACGAGGGCGACAUGCCGGACAAAGCGACGGCAACGCACACGACAAUCAUGCAGCUGUGGAUCGCGGCUGCCGGCAGCCUGCGUGUGGAUACCGCCAUUGCGCUGAUCUAUGAUUACGGCAUGGAUGCCGGCACCGUCCUCAAAGCGGACCAAGACUUCGCGCUCUCGGUGCUGACGGCCGCGCAGCAGGCGCGAGCGUCGGGCGCCCUCCUGGCCACAACCACGCCAGCCAAGCGAGCCGCAACCAGCCCUGCCGAGCCACAUUCCAGUGCCCCCGCCCGCACGGUAUACGUCGGCCAGUCCCGGGACCCUCAACGGCGCUUCCAAGCUCAUGCCCGCAACCCACCCAGCCGGAUGAAGGACGACGCCCGCUGCUACCAACCCUUCCGAGACCACUUCACCCUCACACGCCUCAUGUCCACCGCCAAUCCUGCUCUGGCCCAAAAGAUGGAGGCCCUCUACAUCGCGCAGUUCAAGGCCCGGGGGCCGGGCGGCUACAAUGUGCUGCAUGGGCCGCCUUCUGCCAGCCCGGCCUUCUACGCGAUGAGCCGGCAACGCGCCGGCAGCACCCACACGCCCACCGCCGUCACAGUCCAAGACGAUGACGCCCCAGCCACGCUUGCCUAG
Volvox carteri f. nagariensis is the source of this 978-nucleotide messenger RNA. RefSeq lists its product as uncharacterized. The record is from RefSeq and is a predicted model, not a curated record. Lineage: Eukaryota; Viridiplantae; Chlorophyta; Chlorophyceae; Chlamydomonadales; Volvocaceae. The coding region runs from base 1 to 978 and encodes 325 amino acids. The transcript has 4 exons.